Zalophus californianus (California sea lion) is the source of this 1672-nucleotide messenger RNA. RefSeq names its product complement factor properdin (gene CFP). The record is from RefSeq and is a predicted model, not a curated record. NCBI's taxonomy places the organism in Eukaryota, Metazoa, Chordata, Mammalia, Carnivora, Otariidae.
GUCGCACGUGUCAGAAUGUCCCUCGAGUUUUGGUGGUCGGCCUCUGCAUUCAGCGCCUGCUUAUCGAGCCCGCAGACACAGCAGUUCCCAAAGCAGACGCACAUCCCUGCCCCUUUGGCGAGCAGGGCGGCAGGACCGCAGGGGUGCAUGCUCAACAUGCGGGCUCCUCAGUUGCUGUUGCUGCUGCUCGCCCUGCUGCCGGCUGCAGGCUCAGUCCCCGGCCUCUGCUUCACCCACUAUGAGGAAUCCUCCGGCAUAUGCAAGGGCCUCCUGGGGGGAGGUGUCAGUGUGGAAGUCUGCUGUCUCAACCCUGCCUAUGGCUUCCAGGAGCCUGGCAGCAAGCUUUGUCAGGCAUGCAGGCUCCCACAUUGGUCCCCGUGGUCUGCGUGGGCCCCCUGCUCAGUGACCUGCACUGAGGGAUCCCAGUUGCGGCACCGGCGCUGCAUAGGCCAUGGUGGGCAGUGUGCCGAGAAGGUGGAGCCCAGGACCCUUGAGUGGCAGCUGCAGGCCUGUGAGGACCAGCCGUGCUGUCCUGAGAUGGGUGGCUGGUCUGACUGGGAGUCCUGGAUGCCUUGCUCGGUCACCUGUUCCAAAGGGACCCGGACCCGUCAGCGAACAUGUAAUCGACCCCCCCCCAAGUGUGGGGGCCACUGCCCGGGAAAGCCACAGGAGUCUGAGGCCUGUGACACCCAGCAGGUCUGCCCCAUACAUGGGGCCUGGGCCGCUUGGGGUCCCUGGGGCCACUGUUCGGGGUCCUGCCACAGUGGACCCAGAGCACCUACCCAGAGACGAAGCCGCACGUGUUCUGCACCUGAGCCCUCCAAGAAGCCUCCUGGGAAGCCGUGCCCAGGGCUGGACCAUGAAACCCGGCCCUGCUCCGGCCUGCCACCCUGCCCAGUGGCUGGGGGCUGGGGGGCAUGGGGUCCUGUGACCCCCUGCCCUGUGACCUGUGGCCUGGGCCAGACCCUGGAAAGACGGAAGUGUGAUCACCCUGUGCCCCAGCAUGGGGGCCACCCCUGUGCUGGUGAGGCCACCCGGACCCACAUCUGCAACACAGCUGUGCCCUGCCCUGUGGAUGGAGAGUGGGGGUCCUGGGAGGAGUGGAGCCCCUGCAUCCGUCGGAACAUAAACAAUAUCAACUGUAAGGAGAUCCCGGGCCAGCAGACACGCUCGAGGAGCUGCAAGGGCCGCAAGUUUGAUGGACGGCGGUGCCUCGGGGAACAACAAGAUAUCCGUCACUGCUAUAACAUCCAGCGCUGUAGCUGGAAAGGCUCAUGGUCGGAGUGGAGUUCCUGGGGGCUAUGCAUGCCCCCGUGUGGACCCAACCCCGUCCGCACCCGCCAGCGCCUCUGCGUGGCCCAGCUCCCCAACUUCCCGCGCACCAUUACCGUGGUCGAAGGUCAGGGUGAGAAGAACGUGACCUUCUGGGGGAAACCAUCAGCACGGUGCGAGAUGCUGCAGGGGCAGCAGGUGGUGGUGGAGGAGAAACGGCCAUGUCUACACGUGCCUGUCUGCCAAGACCCUGAGGAUGCACAGCCCUAACAUCGCCCUCUCCCACUCUGACCCCCUGCCCUCCCAGACCUCAAUAAAUGGGCCUCUUCCCCAGGAGUGGGGCAAUAGCAUCUUCUAGGCCAAAGGGCACAGCACGGGCAGAGUCUCAGUGGCUUGUUGU